UUGAACCCCCUUUAUCAGCUUUUCUUUCAGGAAAUUCAACGCAUCGCCAAUAUCCUGCCGAUCAAUCUACUCCGUACAGUCAGCGAGGACGUGAACAUCGACGGCUAUCAUUUCCCCGAGAAAACCCUUGUCAUUCCCCAGAUAUCUAUUCUUAUGUACGACGAAACCAUAUUUCCCGAGCCGAAAACGUUUCGCCCCGAACGGUUCCUCACCGACGACGGGAAACUGCGACGAAUCGACGAAUUCUUGCCAUUUUCCGUCGGAAAACGCCAAUGUCUGGGAGAAUCGUUGGCAAGGGCUGAACUAUUUUUGAUAUUCAGCAAUUUACUGAAGCGAUUUGAGUUUCGGCCGCCUAAUGAUGGGGAUGGCACAAGUGGUCUGUCGACACAACGCAUUCUUGGUUUGACCGUGUCACCACCAAAAUACGAAUGUGUUGUGCAAUUACGGAAACGUGAUGAAAAUCACAAUUUAGUCUGA
Cooperia oncophora is the source of this 477-nucleotide messenger RNA. The record is from the annotation of a GenBank genome assembly. NCBI's taxonomy places the organism in Eukaryota, Metazoa, Nematoda, Chromadorea, Rhabditida, Trichostrongylidae.